UAUCUGUAAAUUGGCAAAGUAGGGGUAAACUAACAUUGCAGUUGAAACAGAAUGUAAUGGAGUUGGAUUCAGAGGUAGAAAAAAGGUUGGAACAGAAGAGAACGGAAAUUAAAAUGGAAGUGGAGGGAGCUGAGUUGGAACAGAUACGAAUGAAGCUGGGUUUACAAGAGUUGAGACACGUAGGAAGGGAGUUAACAGUGAACGAAAUGGAAUUGCGCUUGGAGGAAACGGAGUUGGAAAAGAAUAGAGUUGAGUGGGAGAAAAGGGGAAAGGAGUUGGAAAAGAAAAAAAUCGAGUUAGAACAAAGGAGAAAAAUGUGGGAGGCGAAGGCAAUGUGGUUGAAAGAGAAGAGAAUGGAGUGGGAUUCAGAGUUCGAAAAGUUGAGAAACAGGGAAGAUGAGUUGGAACUAAAGACAAAGCAUUUGAAAGUUACAAAGAGGCGAAUGAAAAGUGAGCAGUUAGAAUCAAACAUAUUCGUGGUGGAACCUAAGAGAAUGAAAGUGGGGUGGGAUGAAACUACGCCUGCUACUCGGACAGCAUCCAGUAGAUCCGUCGUGACACAAGAUAUUUUUGUAAUGGGUGGACGUGGAGAAGAUAGAAAAAUUCUUGGAUCUGUUGAGAAAUAUGUAUUUCAUGAUGGGAAAUGGGUUCUUCUGCCUGAAAUGAAUACUCCUCGUUCCUUCAUGUCAUCUGUUUUUGUUGGUAACGAAAUUGUUGUCAGUGGUGGUGAUACUGGACUUGAAGUAACCGACACCAUCGAAACUCUGAAUUUUGAUGAAACUCCUCCACAAUGGAUUACAUCUUCUGCAAAACUGCCAGUACCCUUGUCAGGUCAUCAGACGGUUGUUUAUCAAGGAAAGUUAAUUGCCAUUGGCGGACAUAAUGGUAGUGAAGGAUUUAAUUCCGAUAAGAUCUACGAGGUUUGUCUGACCCCACCUUAUUCCACUAAUAUUCUGUGCUUUAUGCCCCAACCAAGGGCGGGGCACGGGGCAGAGUUGAUCGGCGACGAAAUCUUUAUCUUUGGUGGGACAAAAAACGUUUUCGCGCCAAAUGACGACGUCUUGGUUUACAAUCUUGUUACGAGAGAGUUCAGAGUGAUGAAAAGUUUGCCUUACGCAGUGCACGGAAUGGCCACAGUUCGGCAGUCGGGUAUAGUGAUAUUGUUGGGGGGCAUUGAUCACAACGGAGAAGAGUUGGAUCGAGUUAUCACGUACAACAUUCAGUCCGGAGAAAUCAAUUCAUUACCAUCGAUGAAAGAAAAGAGAGGUAGUUGUUGUGCUGUGAGGAGUGUCAUGCCUGAUAGCAUUGCUGGUUGCUCAUCUGACGAAACUACCGAGGUCCUGGUGGCCUUGGGAAGUUUGCGAGAUAUCAAGACCACAGAAUAUUACGAUUUUCGAAGUAAAAGAUGGAAAGGCAUGCCUUCUUUGAUUUUCCCUCGCAAAUAUAGCACAAUGGUAGCGUCGCCAAGAGAAUUCAAUUUCGUGUAGUCAAGAUACCUUCUGCAAAUCAACUUGUUAUAGAACGACACAACUUGCAAAGAAAAUAAUUCCUUGUUAAAGUGUUAUUAAAUAGAACUGCCGUGUGCUUUGAAAAGCAGAAUUGGUGAAGAAUGAAAUUGAUUUUGAAUAAGGGAGACUGAAUGGACAAACAUUUUUAUCAUUGGACAUGAAUUUAGACGUAGAUAUUUCUCGUAGUCAUAGAAAAUGAUAACUUUCUGGUAAUGUAAUGCCAGCUUCAUUUCAAAAUUAAA
Messenger RNA from Dendronephthya gigantea, 1750 nucleotides. RefSeq names its product kelch domain-containing protein 8A-like. Lineage: Eukaryota; Metazoa; Cnidaria; Anthozoa; Malacalcyonacea; Nephtheidae. The record is from RefSeq and is a predicted model, not a curated record. Bases 57 to 1487 code for a protein of 476 amino acids. Gene Ontology annotation, molecular function: protein binding. The transcript is spliced from 2 exons.